Molecule: messenger RNA, 1005 nt
Organism: Sparassis crispa
Lineage: Eukaryota; Fungi; Basidiomycota; Agaricomycetes; Polyporales; Sparassidaceae
Exons: 3
Coding region: 1-1005 (334 amino acids)
Source: RefSeq, a predicted model, not a curated record
AUGAAUCACUAUGAAGUCCACUACCAGGCCUCUGUCGCAUCUCGCCAUGACAUCGCCGCUGUCUUUCUGGGGUAUCAACUUGGCGUCGAGUCCAAAUACCGACGUUCGCUGUGGCAGCUCUUCACUGCGUUGCUGAUUCUUUGGCGAUUCACUCGAUGUCUUAGCCGGCGGCUUGCGGCCGCUCAGGCUAAACACUCAGGCUAUUAUGUCCCUUGGGAACCUGUUUCGGCAGUGAAGCUCACGAACACCGUGGUUGAUCAUCUGCAGACCUUUGAAGCUGGUCCCUGCACUGGCGAAGACAUUGGAAUUGGUCAAAUGAAAACCUUGCAGCUGGACUGGUUCCUAUGGGAUGAAGUGGAUCUCCAAUCACUAAUGCUGGGCUUCGACAGCCUGCACAGUAGUCAUGCUCAGCUGCUUUGGGAAUAUGACACAGCGAUCUCGGCUUUGCGUCGUGCGGAACAGCAUAUCCGAGAAUUGGUCGACGACAGACGGUCUCUCUCUGCCGGCCUGGCUACCUUCUAUCUGUCGCUGCAUCAUCGCGGAAGAAUAGCACCAUCGGAUCCCAGGGCCAACUCUUUCGAUACUAUGAUCUCGACGCAUGAGGUCAGUGCACAGCCGACGGAGAUGCAAGCGCAUGACGACGUGGAUCGUCUAGCGUUGUCGCGUACAACCAUCUGCGUAGUAUCCCAAUCUGAAGAUGUGCCUCGUCGACGUGCGUCUUCCGACAUCUCCACCAUGUUCCUGGCUGCGGGAAACCACCCUCUGUCAUCCGCCUCGCCUCUCUCUCUUAACUUCCGAAGACCACCCAUAAUCGUCUCUCUUCCAUUGGCUGGUACUACUUGGUCAGCGGCGCUGUUUCCUUGGCUGGCUCUCACGCGAAGUACUACAGGACGCAAGAUGCAGCAAUUGAAGCCGCGCAUGACACCUGUACCCUGUGAUCCAUCGUCUUCAGCAUCGACGGCCGAGUCUCAAUCCGUGGCAAAUUCCACACUCUGGCAGCACUGA